AUGGAUUCCGGCGACAGCCUCCGCGGCGUGGCGUGCCAGCUCUGCUGGGAGGCCUUCAGCCUGCCGGAGGACGAUUUGGACGGCAACCUCCCUCGUAUGCUGUUGUGUGCCCACGUCUACUGCACCACCUGUCUGCUCUCCAUUCACUGUGCCGGAGUCAUCAGGUGUCCACAGUGUGAGGUCGUGUCCACGCUUCCUGAAGGAGGCGUGUUCGGCCUGCAGGAGGACAGCAGAAUCAUCGGCCUCAUCUACACUUCUAAAAUGAACAAGAUGAAAAGAUGUGACCGAGCGAGGACUGCCAACAAACACCAACUGUCACCAUCCACAGACAUUAACGACAAUACUGAGGAUGUGGAGCAGCCAGCUGAUAUGAACCAGGAUAAGAAGAAGAAGUUGGCCGAGGCGUUGACCCGGGCUGCAGAAAAUCUCGCCGCUCUGCCAAACAUCCACGAGGCGCUGACGGUCCGUCGGGCCGAGCAGCUGAAGAGAGAGAGAGCUCGGCUGGAGCUGGAGAUCACUCAAGCUGCAGACGAAGCGCUGCAUGCGGUUCAGAAGUGGAAGGAUGUGCAGUUGAGUCAGCUGACCGCCGCGGAGGCCCGGUUCUCCUCCAGCCUGGCCCAGUGGAGCCGGGUCCAGAAGAGGAGGAAGGCCCUGGAGAUCGCCAUGCAGAUGGCCAGAGAAGUGCAGCGGGUGCCCUCCCUGGAGCAGUACUGCUCCCUGGACAAGGUUCUGGAGACGCUACAGGCUCCUGUGGAUAAACAGUCCUACAAUAUUGAAGGCAUCACUAUGGACUCCGAAAUGAGCUGUGUGUUCCAGUCAGAAUGUCUGAACCAGAGUCUGGCUUUGUCUCUGAAAAUGGAAGUCGGCGUCCCAAAACAGCAAAGUGCAAAGGAAAGGAUCAGAAACAGUUUCUCCCCAAAACCGGAGCAGCAGAGCCCGGCAGCCAGCAGGCCGUCCUCGAGAGGCUCCUCCCCUCGGCACCGGAGCGCGACCUCCGAGCCUGAAAGUCCAGAUGUAAUUGUCGAGGAGCUUCUAAUCGAGGGACAAGAGAAAGAUCCUCCGGCAGCUGUCCCGCCCACCGGCCCCGAGCUGGCCAAUGACAACGGGAGAAUCCACAGCAGGAGGAAUCAGUCGUUUGUCAACAAGAAAAAUGUCACCCAGUGGGUGGUGGUGAGCCACGUCGUGAAUCCAAGUAACUUCUACGUCCGCUACGUGGCCGAGAAGAGGGAGAGCGAGAUCCUGUCCAAGAAGAUCAAGCACUUCUGCUACCGAGACAGUUGUUGCUUCACCUCCAGGGACACGGUGGAGACGGGCUCCCUGAUCUUUGUGAAGUCGGAGGAGGGGGUCUGGUGUCGGGCCAACUUGGUGGAGGUCUUUCAGAUCGGAUGCGUGGAGGCCGUGAAAACCUGCCAAGUCUCCCAGCUGGCCAGAGUCCUGGUCUUCUUGCUGGACUCGGGCCUCGGCCAAAGCCUCGUCAUCCAGGGUGAGGAGGGAACCCCCGAGUCCGCCCUGAAGGCAAUGAAUGGCCAGCUGAGGAAGGUGGGGAAGGGCGUGAAGGUGGAGCUGGACUACUUCGCUCCUCAGGCCAUCCGGUGUUCACUCAAAGACCUGGUCCCCUACGAUCUGACGAAGGGCUGGAGCAAAGAGGCGCAGUUGGAAUUCGUCGGCGUGGUCGGCUCUGCAGCGGUGGAGAUGCGGCCUUUGGGUCGGGACCGGGACUCUUUGCUGGUGGACCUGAGGAAAGCGCCCAUGGACCAAGCUAGUGACGUGCCCGUCUCCGUCAGAGAGUACCUGGUCUUCAUCGAAGUGGCCAGGUUUUACUCCCCGGUGAAGUUGGGCAGGAGGCCUCUGCUGUACUACUCUGCUCAGUACCCCAAGAUCAGCAUGGAGCUCAAUGCUGUGGUGUCCCACAUCCACAGCCCUGCUGACUUCUACAUUCAGCUGGUUGACAACAUGGAGUUUGUGUUGCUCUCAGCGAAGAUCCAGGAUUGUUACAAUGCGACUCGAAUGACGGGAGAAGACGACGACCUGAGGAUCUACUGCCCCGUGAUCGAACAGGCCUGUGUGGCCCUCUAUGAGGACAAGCUGUGGUACAGAGCUCAGGUCAUAGGUCAUCCAGGGGGCAGAAAGGUGGAGGUGCAGUAUGUUGAUUUCGGCAAUAAGACAAUAGUGUCGGUCAGCGACUUGAGGAAGAUCAAGGAUGAGUUCUUCGCCAUUCCUUCCAGGGCCAUCCACUGCUGUCUGUCCGAUGUGGUUCCUCUGGACGGAGACACCUGGAGUGACGCCUGCAGCAACAGAUUCAUCAGCCUGGCUCACCAGAAACUGGUCACUAUCAUGGCGACAGAAAAAGUUCCGAAAACUGAGCCUCUGCCAAUCAAACUGUUUGAGAGCGGCCUGAACGGACCGUUGGACAACAUCGCUGAGCUGCUGGUCAACGAGCAGCUGGCCUCCUUCAAACAGGGACUUGAGUCGCCGGCUGCCGGUGAGCCGGCCGUAUGGGACGCUCCACUUGAGCUCGCGGUAACCACGGAGGGCGUUGCCGGGGAGCCGGUAGACUUCCUGCCUCAGCUGAAGCUCCUCGAUGAACUCAAAGACCUGAAGGUCCGCGUCAGCCACGUCAACUCCCCGAGCAGCUUCUACGUCCAGUUCGUCCAGUUCAACGCUCAGCUCAAGAGGAUGUGUGAGCUGGUGAAGGAGUGUGAGCUCCUGGAGCACCAGGACCUGGUCUGGAAGGCAGACCAGUACUGUGCUGCCAAGGUCAACGGGGUCUGGGAGAGAGGACGGGUCGUCUCCCACGACUCGUCCAGAGACUUCGCUCAAGUGAUGCGCUGUGACCAUGGCAACGAGGUGAAGCUCCACGUCAGCGACCUGCGACCCCUUCUGUCCUCCUUGACGGGCUCUCUGGCUCUGGAGUGCACUCUGACUGACAUCAGGCCCGCUGGAGGCCGACCCACCUGGUCGGCGACGGCCUGCGACUUGAUCUCCUUCUACCUGACCGGAGCCUCGGCUGUUCUGACCAUCAAGGAGCUGACGGACGAGCGCCCGGUGCCCGUCACCCUGUUCUGCUCCAACCAGAUGGGAAAGUUCGUGAGCAUCGCCGACUUUCUGGCCAGCGAGGGCCUCGGCCUCCGGGAGAGGAAACCAAGAGAUGCCGACGUUAACAAAUCCAAAGAAACUGAUGCACAGUCUCCGGUGAGUGAGACCCAGACUGACUGUUCUGAUGGCGACAAAAGACAAGUUCCCACAGUUCCUUGUGUCCUUCCUCGGAUCUCCCUCGUCUCCUGUCCAAAACCAGCCCCCCGCACCAUUACGUCUGCUGAGAAGGUAAAGACCGGGUUGUACCGCCCGCCGGAGCUGCCGGGCCUCGGCCCCGUCGAGAUGAGGGUCUCUGCCAUCGGAGAGGACGGUGUCAUUUACACCACCACCCAGAAUGCAGAGUGCCAGCUGGAGCGACUCAGGGAGCGGAUCCAGCAGAGCAUGAAGACGCUGCCCCGGCAGAAGCCCUACACCUGGAAGACGGUGCAGGGCUGCGCCGUCAUCGGGCCAGACAUGCUGUGGUACCGAGGACAGCUGCUGGAGGUGCUGGGAGGACACGUUAAGGUACAAUACGUGGACUCCGGCCUGGUGGAGAACAUCCCGGUAGUCCACGUGUACCCCGUGCUGCUGUGUGAUGACAUCCCUCAGCUCUGCAUGUCCUGCCAGCUGCACAGCAUCAACCCCGUGGGUGGGCAGUGGCAGCGGGACGCGGUGGCCUUGAUGCGGAAGCUGCUGCUGAACCGCCGCGUGGACAUGAACGUCACGGAGCUGCCAGCUGACCCGAGGGGACCCCUCACCGUUGAGCUCUUCCUGGACGGGCUGAGCCUCAACAGGAUCCUGACUCACCACGAACACGCCUCCAUGGACCGGACCGUCUCGCCACCGAAGGGACACUCCGAGUCGCCUCCUGCCCUCCUGAAUAAGUGGGACAUCGACAUUCAGGGUCUGAGGGGCCCAGAGGAGCCCAUGCUGGGGCCCUUCAUCUACCCCAACCUGCCUCAGGAGGGAGAGCCGUUUCAAGUCAAGGUAAAGCACCUGCGGACCCCCAACGAGCUGUUCCUGUGGCCGCUGGAGGGAGCAGCUGAUGUGGAGGUGGACGGAGAGACCCUGGACGAAGCGCUGACCCGAAUCAACGCCGACAUCGGCGCCGCAGAGCAUCUCGCCGACUUCCAUCUUGGCGGUCCGUGUCUGGCCGAGUACAGCGACGGGAAGUUCUACCGAGCCCAGAUCAACAAGUUCAGCGGCGUGGAGCCCGUCAGGGUCCUGGUCCAGCACGUGGACUUCGGCUCGGAGGACCCGCUGCCCACCAGCAGGCUGCGCCGGAUGCCCGCCGAGCUGCUGCGGUUCCCGCUGCAGGCGCUGAAGGUCCGAGUGGCCGGCUUCAAGGCGCCAAGCGGCAGUGGGCAGGAGGACAUGCUGUCCUACAGCCCAGCCUGGAGCCUGAAGGCCACCAUGGACAUGCUGGACAUGCUGCACGGAGACAUCACCGCCUCCAUCGUGGCGCGGGAGCCGGAGCUCACGGUGCUGCUGUACAACGAGGCCGGGGAGUUGGUCCAUCUCCCUCUGGUGAGCAGCGGCCUGGCGGAGUUGGAGUGA
This is a messenger RNA of Cyclopterus lumpus (lumpfish), 4632 nucleotides long. RefSeq names its product ring finger protein 17 (gene rnf17). The coding region runs from base 1 to 4632 and encodes 1543 amino acids. Lineage: Eukaryota; Metazoa; Chordata; Actinopteri; Perciformes; Cyclopteridae. The transcript is spliced from 37 exons. The record is from RefSeq and is a predicted model, not a curated record.